AUGAGAGAAAGGCUCACGAUUCCGUUCCAACACUUCGGGCUGGUCAACACAACAGAAGACCAUAUGGACAUGUUCACGCAGCAUCUACUUAUUAAAAUGGCGUGUGGCUUUCAUGUUCAGGCAUGCCUAGACCAGGCCCGGAUCGUGUACAAUUCGUAUAUGGCCUCAGGUGGACAGCAACAUAUUGAUCCAGAACUCAAGGAAACAAUUCUCUGUGCUGGCGUGGCAGCUGGUGGCAGACCAGAGUGGGAAUAUGCUCUUGAGAUGUUCGAGAGGACCGAAGAUUCACAAGUAAAACGAGAAAUGAUUUCUGCCAUGGCUUGCUCUCUGGAUAUACACAUUCUUAGUAGUUAUUUAAAUUCCACAUUAGGAGAAAAUGCAACGUUUGCGGAUAGGUAUUCAAUCGCUGUUGUGCUUGAAGUAACUGCAAGUGACACUGGCAGAGCUUUGGCCUGGGAAUUCCUCAAGAACAACUUAAAAGAACUACGAACAAAACACAAGUAUUUCAAAUGCAGAAAUCUCGCCACUGCUACCCGGAAAUUCAACAGGAAAGUGGACCUGGCUGAGAUCAAUACAUUCUGGACACAACAUUGCCAGAGCGAGAACCGUGCUGAUUUUGAAUCGGAGGUCGUGGAGCCCAUCAAGGAAAAAAUUACCUGGUGGAAGAAGUACUCACCAAGCAUCAAAAGUUGGAUGAUCAAGAAUGGGCUCAUUCGUCGUUAG
This is a messenger RNA of Candidula unifasciata, 723 nucleotides long. The record is from the annotation of a GenBank genome assembly. Lineage: Eukaryota; Metazoa; Mollusca; Gastropoda; Stylommatophora; Geomitridae.